Neltuma alba is the source of this 1431-nucleotide messenger RNA. RefSeq names its product cysteine-rich receptor-like protein kinase 10. The record is from RefSeq and is a predicted model, not a curated record. Gene Ontology annotation, molecular function: ATP binding; protein serine/threonine kinase activity. Gene Ontology annotation, cellular component: plasma membrane. The coding region runs from base 1 to 1431 and encodes 476 amino acids. The transcript has 7 exons. Gene Ontology annotation, biological process: defense response to bacterium; protein phosphorylation. NCBI's taxonomy places the organism in Eukaryota, Viridiplantae, Streptophyta, Magnoliopsida, Fabales, Fabaceae.
AUGAAGAAGAAGUUUGAGACGAAUGCGGUGCGGUACAGUUUCAAAACUCUGUACGUUCUGGUUCAGUGCACGCCGGACCUUUCGUCGGCGGAUUGCAGAAGGUGUCUGAGCGGAGUGAUUGGGGACUUUAGAUGGUGUUGUGAUGGGAAGAUCGGAGGAAGAGUGCUAUAUCCAAGUUGCCUCGCCCGUUAUGAGUUGUAUCAGUUCUUUAAUUCUUCAACGCCUCUUCGGCCAGUAACGCUGUCGCCUCCUCCGGCUCUACUUUCUCCUCCAAAUCCUGUAAAAAGGAAAAGGCGAUUGAGGACUAUUUUGAUAGCUGUGGCUUCUCCUGUUGGUGCUAUGAUACUUUUAUGCUUCGCCUACUAUUUAUCAAAGAAUCAGAUAAAGAAGAUACGUAUGGCUUUUCUCAUGCGAAAAUACUUUGGAAGCGAAAGCAACACUUUAGAGCCUCUGCAAUUCAGUUUGGCUACGAUUGAAGCAGCGACAAAUAAGUUUUCGAAGGAAACUAGUUUAGGUCGGGGUGGAUUUGGACAAGUUUACAAGGGCAUUCUUUCAAAUGGUCAAGAGAUAGCUGUAAAAAGACUUUCGAAAAGUUCUGGCCAAGGAGCAGAAGAAUUCAAGAAUGAAGUUUUGCUAAUAGCCACGCUCCAGCAUAGAAAUUUGGUGGCCUUGCUAGGAUUUUGCAUAGAAGAGCAAGAGAAAAUUCUCAUUUAUGAAUAUGUUCCCAACAAAAGUCUUGAUUACUUCCUGUUUGGUUCUCAAGAAAGCAAAGUGUUAAAUUGGGAGGAACGUCACAAAAUUAUCGGAGGAGUUGCUAGAGGAAUUCUUUACCUUCAUGACUAUUCUCGGGUUAAAAUUAUACAUCGUGAUCUCAAACCGAGUAAUAUUUUGUUAGAUGAUGAAAUGAAUCCAAAAAUUUCAGAUUUUGGCAUGGCUAGGAUGGUUGGAUUCAAUGAAAUUGAAGGAAGUACAAAAAAAAUUGUUGGAACAUAUGGUUAUAUGUCUCCAGAAUAUGCAAUGUUUGGACAAUAUUCUGAAAAAUCAGAUAUUUUUAGUUUUGGAGUGAUAGUAUUAGAAAUUAUUAGCGGAAAGAAGAUCACAAGUUCUCCGGCUCAAUCUCAUGGCCUCCUAAACUAUGCUUGGAAUCAAUGGAAGGAAGAAAAGAUCUUAGAGAUACUGGAUUCAAAUCUAAAUGAAUCUGAAUCGUUGAAUGAAGUGGACAAGUGCAUCCAAAUCGGGUUGUUAUGUGUUCAAGAAAAUCCAGAAGCAAGGCCUUCUAUGGCUACAGUUGUUUCAUAUCUUAGCAAUGAUUCAAUUCAAUUGCCAUUUCCACAAGAACCUGCUUUCUUUCUGGAGGGCCACAUGGAGCAUAGCACCGAAAGCCGAGGAUCCAUUAAUGAAGUAUCUAUAAGUGACUUCUAUCCUCGGUAG